Messenger RNA from Ipomoea triloba (trilobed morning glory), 3255 nucleotides. Its product is annotated as subtilisin-like protease SBT3.6. NCBI's taxonomy places the organism in Eukaryota, Viridiplantae, Streptophyta, Magnoliopsida, Solanales, Convolvulaceae. Gene Ontology annotation, molecular function: serine-type endopeptidase activity. The transcript is spliced from 11 exons. Gene Ontology annotation, biological process: proteolysis. The record is from RefSeq and is a predicted model, not a curated record. Bases 858 to 3185 code for a protein of 775 amino acids.
UCCAUUAUAGUUUGUGAGAGUGUUUUGAAACUGCUGACAAACUAUUCUCCCCAACAGCAACAAGUCACUGAUUACAGAAAAGUUUUCAAUCAAAAAGUGUUUUUUUGGGCCUACAUUUACAUCCAAACCUGAAAAGCUUACAUAUGCACAAGAUUCAACGCAUUUCCAUAUACUAAGAAUUGAAUGGUGUCAACUCAGGCAUGCAGGGUGCGCUUUAUUUGCAGUACUCCAAUGGUGCUAUUGCUAUGCAUGUUGUAGUCUAUCCAAUAUGGUGUCUUCACCCAUGGCAAUAAUCAAAAUGAAGAACAGAACCGAAGAGACCGAAAAUUAAAGCACAUUUUAUGUGCAAUGCAAUUAUGCAAAUAGGAGCACACAGAGAGAGACAGAGUAGAGACCUGCAAAAGUGCAGAAGAUAGUGGGAAGACAUGGUGGGGUGGCCAAAGUGAUCUGAAUGAAGCACUGAAAGAGUGGAAGGGAGCUGGUAAGUGUCUGAAGUGACCCUUCAACCAAACCCACCAUGUGUUUGUUCUAUUUCCUCAAAGUCAAGUCAAUACGUAGCUCAACAUUUUUCAUAAUCUAAGUACACCACCCUCGUACGUAUGUAUGAUCCAAUAUUCCCUUUUAAAAUCUUUGCUUUUUUCCUUUUGAGGAUCUUAUAGUAAAUGCAUACACACUGCACAUAUGCUACUCUAUGCAAUCCCUGUUCACCAACAGUUACCUUCACUUGUUGGAUUUGAACGUUGCUUAAUGUUGAUCCCACACACCUCAAGGACCGGACCCUCUAUAUAUAUCAGUAAGCUGAAUGUAUACUGCAUUCCAUGAAUCUUUUCUUGUGUUGUGAUAAAUUUUAGCCAAUAAUGGACUCAACGCGGAUUGUUAGCAUUGUUCUAUUUGUUUUUAUCCGACUACAACACUCAUUUGGCACUGCUGCAGUUUCAAGCAAUGUCCACAUUAUCUAUUUGGGGGAGAGACGUCAUGAUAUGCCUGAGCAUGUUGAAGACUCUCAUCACAGGAUAUUGUCCGACAUUCUUGGAAGCAAAGAAGCUGCCGUAAAAUCAAUUCUGUAUAGCUACAAGCAUGGGUUCUCAGGCUUCGCUGCUGUCUUAAGUCCAAUUCAGGCUAAACGAAUUGCAGAUAUCCCAGGAGUUGUUUGCGUAUUUCCUCAGAGAAUUUUAAAUUUGCACACAACAAGAAGUUGGGAUUUUUUGCAAGUAAAAUCUCAUUUGAAGAAUGGAAUACUAAGAAGGGCUCAUUUUGGAGCUGCUUCUAUAAUUGGUGUCAUAGAUUCUGGGAUAUGGCCUGAAUCUGAAAGCUUUAAUGAUGAUGGAUUUCAUAGUGUUCCAUCCUAUUGGAAGGGAAUGUGCCAAGAAGGAGAGGAAUUUAACCGUUCCAACUGUAACAGGAAAUUAGUUGGUGCUCGUUGGUAUAUCAAAGGAUAUGAGGCUGAAUUUGGGAAGUUGAACCCAAAUGAUGGAAUUGAAUUCUUGUCACCCCGAGAUGCAGCAGGCCAUGGGACUCACACGUCAUCUACUGCAGCUGGGGCGUCAAUAGAGGGGGCGAGUUUUGCAGAACUAGCAAAAGGGUUAGCCCGAGGAGGAGCUCCUUUAGCUCGGAUAGCAGCAUAUAAAGUGUGUUGGUCCUUUGGUGGCUGUAGCUCUGCUGACAUACUUGCUGCAUUUGAUGAUGCAAUAUCUGAUGGUGUUGAUUUAAUUUCAGUAUCUUUGGGUUCACUCCCUCCUCUUUCAAGUUAUGUGGAGGACCCUGUGGCAAUUGGUUCUUUCCAUGCAGUCACUAAAGGAAUUCCUGUAGUUUGCUCAGCCGGGAAUAUUGGUCCCUCUCCUGAAACAGUUGUAAAUACAGCGCCAUGGGUGAUUACUGUUGCAGCAACUACCAUUGAUAGGGCCUUUCCUAGUGUGAUUACCCUGGGAAGCAAUCAAAUAUUCGUGGGCCAGACUCUCUUUGCAGGGAAAGAAUAUGACAGAUUCUUUCCUAUUGCAUAUGGUGAAGACAUUAAAUCUGCUGAUGCAGAUGAAAAUGAAGCAAGAAGUUGUGAGACUGGAUCCUUGAAUGCAACUUUAGUGAAAGGAAAGGUCCUCCUUUGUUUUGAAUCCCGAUACCAAAGGUCCGCUGUUGCUGCAGCAAGAACUGUACAGGAAGGUCAAGGUGUUGGACUUAUCUUUGCACGGUUUCUUACUAAAGAGGUCACCGUGUGCUUAGACGUCCCCUGUGUCCAUGUGGAUUUUACAACCGGAACAUCUCUCCUUACAUACAUAGCAUCAACCAGCAAUCCCAUUGUAAAGUUCAGCCUUCCAAGGACGAUUGUGGGGCAGCAAAUCUCCCCACAGGUAGCACUCUUCUCUUCUCGAGGACCAAAUUCCCUGUCUCCAACAGUACUCAAGCCAGACAUUGCUGCUCCCGGGGUCGAUAUUCUGGCAUCAUGGUCACCUGCAUCCUCUGAUCAGUCAUUGGAUUCCAAUAAAACUCAACUUCCCAAUCUUAACUUCAAGAUUGUAUCAGGAACCUCCAUGGCAUGCCCUCAUAUAUCUGCGAUUGUGGCUCUGUUAAGAGCCAUCCACCCCACCUGGAGCCCUGCUGCAAUCAAGUCCGCCUUAGUCACAACAGCCUCUUUAACAGACCAGUAUGGGCAGAAUGCAGUUGCAGAAGGAGCUCCACCCAAGCAAGCUGAUCCAUUUGACUAUGGCGGUGGCCAUGUUGAUGCUAACAAGGCCUUAGAUCCCGGCCUAAUAUAUGACAUGGAUCGAAAUGACUAUGCCCAAUUCCUUUGUUCCAUGGGAUACAACAAAACAGCCAUCAGCUGGCUCACCAGGUCACUGCUUCCAUGCCACGCGCCAUCCAAUUUCCUUGUGAACUUGAACCUCCCAUCAAUAACCAUUCCCGCGUUACAGAGGAGCCUGCAGGUAUCGAGAACAGUGACAAACGUAGGCCCCGUGGUUUCCAUUUACACUGCGCGGAUCCAAGCUCCCCCCGGCAUAAAAGUAAGAGUGGAGCCUUCCCUUCUGUUGUUUAACUCUAGUGUUAACAAGGCAAUGUUCAAGGUCACUCUGUGUUCCAAGUUGAGCAUACAAGGAAGCCACUCCUUUGGGAACUUGUUUUGGGAGGAUGGUCAUCAUGUUGUGAGAAUACCCUUGAUUGUUAGAACUAUCAUUCCAGAGUUUCAGGUUUGAAAAUGAACAUAUAUGGAUCCAUCUUGCCUUUGUAUUAAUUCCUUUGUAAUAUUUCAAUAUUUUAUACUUC